Phytophthora sojae is the source of this 207-nucleotide messenger RNA. RefSeq lists its product as hypothetical. NCBI's taxonomy places the organism in Eukaryota, Oomycota, Peronosporomycetes, Peronosporales, Peronosporaceae. The transcript is spliced from 2 exons. The coding region runs from base 1 to 207 and encodes 68 amino acids. The record is from RefSeq and is a predicted model, not a curated record.
AUGUCUUCUGCGGAUGCUACUGAGUACUACGGGCGUGUUUGGAUCCGGAACAUACUCACGCUACACGCUCCGGUCCACAGACACGCCCACAACGUGGUUUCGGCGCUCAGCUUGCUGAUUCACUUACGUUUGAGUCGAGCCAAGGCGGCCGAAAUCGGAGCGCGCCUCCCCGACUCGAACCCGAGCCAACGAGAGAACCGAUGGUAG